This is a messenger RNA of Diutina rugosa, 1557 nucleotides long. RefSeq names its product pepsin-like aspartic protease. Bases 1 to 1557 code for a protein of 518 amino acids. Lineage: Eukaryota; Fungi; Ascomycota; Pichiomycetes; Serinales; Debaryomycetaceae. Gene Ontology annotation, molecular function: aspartic-type endopeptidase activity. Gene Ontology annotation, biological process: proteolysis. The transcript has a single exon. The record is from RefSeq and is a predicted model, not a curated record.
AUGUUGACGAACCGACGAAUAAAUAUGAUGGCGCCGCCCCGACAUCCCCCUCGCUACCGUCUGAUGAAGUUUGUGUUGUACUUGUUCCUCGCCACCUUCAUCGUCGCCCAGGUGAUCCCCCGCGCCCUUAAUGGCUCCAAGCCCGCCCCCUUGGUCAUCUCGUUCGACGUCGAGGUGCUGCCGUUAAUUGAGCUGGUGGCAACCCUGCUCGAGCUCGUGAAGAAUGUGCUGGACACGGUGAUCAACACGGGUGUCGAUGCCAUCAACGCUGGCGCCGAUGCCAUCGACGCGAUUGUCAACCCUCAGCACCAACAACAAAACCAGCCCAAUGAAGCGCAAAACCAAAAGAGAGGCAUCAUCUUCGGUAAAAACGGCGUGGCUAACACCGUAUGGAAAAUCGUGUUUGGCUGGACUGGUCUUCCUGACCCUUGGAACCCCCCUCAACAGCAACAACAGCCUCCACCUCAACCCCAGCCUACCACUUCUAGAGCGCCUCAACCUCAACCUACUACGUCAAAACAGCCUCAGCCUCAACCGACGACGUCUAAGGCUCCCAACCCUCAGCCGACCACGUCGCCGGAUAACACUGCCGUCGCCGGACUCGAUAUGAACUUGAAGGGUGUCUACUAUAUGGUGGUUAAAGGCGGUCUGCAAAAGCUGCUGUUCAAGGCACUUAUCGACACUGGUUCCUCCGAUAUGUGGGUGAAACAAGCGGUGUUUGACCCUGCUCAAUCGCUGAGUGGCAGAGUCACCUCUACACCCUACGGGGUCCAAUACCAAGGUACUCUGGGCUCAUCGCUGGGUGUGUGGGCUUACGACGACUUCUCCAUUGGUAACGUCGACUUGACCAACUUCCAAUUCGCUCUGAUUAAGGAGCUGAACCACUAUGAUGACGCGUUAAUUGGUGUGGGUAAGAAGGACUUGGAACAGACCCAAAACAAGUACGACAACUUGCCCUGGGCCUUGAAAGCGCAAAACAAGAUCUCUAAGGCCGCCUACUCGUUGUACUUGAACACCGCCAAGGCCGCCACUGGCUCCAUCUUGUUUGGUGGGGUUGACCACGCCAAAUACCAAGGCGACUUAGUCACCCUUAAGUCCGAAGGCGCUCGUCUUUGGGGUCAACUUGACUCGGUGCUGAUCGCCGGUCAAGAGAUGCCGUUGAACCAACAGGUGGCGUGGGACUGUGGCUUCACCUUGACGGUGUUGCCGGAAAACUUUGUCAAGACGAUGUUGGCUCACUACACCGGGGUGCAACGCUCAGGUACUAACUACAUUGUUGACUGCAACCAGGACACCAGCAAGAAGAUUGCCUUCAAGUUUGGCCAGGGCACUGCUAAGCAGACCACAGUGGAAUUCGGCUUGGACCGGUUCAUGUGGUUAUACAACGACCUCUGUGUGUUCGGGGCUAAGGUGCAAAACGCCCUGGCCAACUUCCCCGAUAUGGUGUUGGGGGCGUCGUUCUUGCGUAACGCCUACACCGUGUUUGACUUGGAAGACAACACCAUCCAGGUGGCUCCCGUCAAGUAUACUACCGACUCCGACAUCCAAGUCCUCUAA